Messenger RNA from Spathaspora passalidarum NRRL Y-27907, 2311 nucleotides. RefSeq lists its product as uncharacterized. Gene Ontology annotation, cellular component: checkpoint clamp complex. Lineage: Eukaryota; Fungi; Ascomycota; Pichiomycetes; Serinales; Debaryomycetaceae. The record is from RefSeq and is a predicted model, not a curated record. The coding region runs from base 28 to 1197 and encodes 389 amino acids. Gene Ontology annotation, biological process: DNA repair; DNA damage checkpoint signaling. The transcript has a single exon.
AACCAAAAUACCUCGUAUAGCCCACCAAUGAGUCUAUUUGUAGACCAAGACGAAGACCCGGCUUCACAACCUCCGGAAUCAAUCCACCCAAUAUCUUUCACAGCCUCAACGAAUCAAAUAAUCCAUCUUGCGGACAUUUUAUCUUCUAUAACCACCAUCAACGCCAAUGCCACCAUAUCCAUUAAACAAGACGGUAUCACAAUCUACGCGUCAUAUAACCACAUCACUAACGUUCAUGUCACUAUCGACCCUUCCCUUUUUAGUUAUUACAAUUUGUCAGGUCCAGAAGAUGCCGAGUUACGACUAGGUGUAGACAUUAACUUGAUUGCUGAAUGUUUCAAUUCCGUGACAAGCUCAAUCACCAAGCGUGAUUCUAAACGGGAUAAGAACAACGUGGUUAGUGUAGGAGAGACUGUGAUUUGUCUUUUAAAUUACCAAGGAGAAGGCUACCCUCUAGUUGUUGAAUUUGAAGAUAAUUUAAUUUCAGAAAAGUUGGAGUUUUUGACGUUCUAUAUAGAUGAUGAGAAUGACGAAGGAAUGGCCGUAUCCCAUGAUGAUAUAGAUAUGGAGCUUAUCGUCAAAAGUGAUGUGUUGUCCAAUUUACUUCAGGAUCUACAUCAGAUAAAUACCCAGGAUUUAUAUAUUUACGCCUCAGUCAAGAAUGAGUCUAAACAGUUACGAUUUAUAAGUACCGGACCAAUAGGUACACUGAAGUUGAUAUUCCCCAAUGAGAAAACCAUACUUGAAAAGGUGUCAUUAUCAGGAGACUCCCAGUUCAUAAUUUCCAAAUUUGACUUUGUCAAUUUCUUCAAGAUAUUCCGAGCAGUCAAGUAUAGCUUCAAAUGUAAGAUGCUAAAGGAUCGCGAAGGAAGGUUUUCAAUUCAGCUUCUUUGCAAGAAUGCUUACAUGGCCAACUACUCAGGUACUUUAAUGCAGUUCAAUAUGUUGGAAGUGAAUCACGAUGAAUAUAUGUUACAUAAUAUCCUACAAGAAGAAGCCGACGAGGAAGAAGCACCCAACGAAGCACCAACCAUCUCCAUGAAUAUGGAUAUGGACUUUGGUCCUAGUCUGUACAACGGUGUAGAUGUACAGCGAACAAUAUAUGACGAAGAUGGGGCGGCACAAAAACGACAACGGGCUCAGCAAGAGCAAGUUAGAAACGUAGGAGGUGCAGUUGAGAUACCGUUAUUCUUAUAGAUGUAAAUAUAUAAACUAAUCAAGACUAAUACACUGAAAUAUAACUGUCAAUUCUAUUCUUUUGGUUUUGGGCAAUACAUUCAGCAAUCCAAGUGAUAUUUCUAAUUUCCUGUUCCUUUGAUUUCAACCAUGCGUAAACUGUCGAUAAUGUGAAUUGUUGAGUGAAUGCAUUUCUACAAAAUUGCAUUUCCAACAAGUAAAACCAAUCACCCAAUCCUCUCAAUCCGGAAGCAUCUCCACUUUCGUUAAAAAUGUCCUUGUAAUCACCAAUGUAUUCCACAAUUGAUUUUAAUUGUUCAAUAUCUUCAGCCUGAGAUAAUUGCAAGUGAUAAGUUGGAUAGAGCUUACCGUAGCUUGGGAACAAACUGAGCUUGUCUUCGCUAGACAAGUCGCUGUUGUUCAAAGAGUUCAAAGUGAUGUUUAUAACUCUCUUAUCUGCUUCCAAAGUCAACAAUCUAAUCAUGAUUUCUUGAUCAGGUCCGUCAAAUUCACUUGUGACAAACUCAACAAAUGAUUCCAAGUAGUUCUUGUACAACUUAUUUCUAAUAAUUUCAAUGUUUAAAUCAUCCAAGUCAUCAGCACUAACACAAUUCUUGAAGAAUGGUGCCAAUGGAGUAUCAAUCAAUACGGUAGAAUACAAACUUUCAAUAUCGGUAGCAAUGGACAAAGUAGGUAAAGUGUCAAACCAACCUAAUGGGUUACACUUUCUCAAAAUUUCCAGUUUAUCCCUUUCGUGUAAAGUCCCGGUAAUCAUUAAAAUCACAUUAUCAAUCAUGUAUCCGUAGUUAAUAUAGUUCAUGAACUUGGUCAAUUUACCACUAGAUUGUGACUUGACAUAUUGGAAUUGUUGGAACAACUUCUUACUUAAGUUAUCCUGAAGUACACUGGUACUCAAUGGGCCGGAGUAGUUAGCCAUGAAAUUCCCAUAAUCGGUGGAACUUAAUUGUAAUUUUAAAUCCUCUAAAUUGUCACAUUGAGUUAAAUUGACAUAUUGGUUGGUGGUGAGUAAUCCACUCUUGUAUCCACGAACAACACCUUCAAGGUAUCCGUUGUUGAUAUUGAAAUAUAACCCUUCCAUGGUCUACUAAAACAAUUGAUGUAUUGAUGGAUGGAU